AUGAGUGCUCAAUUAGCCAACCUCACUGAGAUGAUCUCAAGAUUGGCUUCGCCCUCUUCCAACACUACCAACCAACCCUCAAGCUCUUCUAACCUUCCAUCCCAGCCCAUUCCAAAGCCAAAAGGUGCACUCAAUGCCAUUACACUACGGUCGGGGACUACAUUAAAGGAGAUACUUCCUAGGGCCUUGGAAGACAUUCAUGAGGAGGAAGUGAUUGUUGAAGCUCCACAAGAAGAGAAGGAGAUGAGCACAAGGCAAGAAGAGGAAGAAGUGAGCCUCAAGGAACCCAAGAGGAAAGCUACAAUGGAUGAAUCCAUUCCUCUUCCGUUUCCUUCCAUGAUAAAGAAAGCCAAGAAAGCCCCAGAGUUUGAUUUGAUCAUGCUUCAAGUAUUUAAGAAAGUUGGGGUAACCAUCCCACUUCUUUACGUCAUUCAACAAAUUCCGAAGUAUGCAAAAUUUUUGAAAGACUUGUGCACACACAAGGAUAGGAUAGGAGAUUGCGUGAGCAUCAUGCCAUUCUCAGUGUUUGCAAGGUUGAAUUUGGCUCCUUUGAAAAGGUCGGCUGCAAAGUUUGGCUUAGCCGACAAGAGUGUGAUUACCGUGAUGGGUAUAGCCAAAGAUGUACUUGUGGCAAUCAAGAAUUUGGUAUUCCCGGUUGACUUCUAUAUCCUUGAAAUGCCACCAAUAGGGGGUAGAAGUUCUUCCUCCGUUCUACUUGGUAGAACCUUCUUGAAGACCUCUAAAUUCAAGUUGGAUGCCUUCACCGGUACAUAUUCUUUUGAGGUUGGAGAAGAGACAAUCUAG
Messenger RNA from Arachis duranensis, 804 nucleotides. RefSeq lists its product as uncharacterized. NCBI's taxonomy places the organism in Eukaryota, Viridiplantae, Streptophyta, Magnoliopsida, Fabales, Fabaceae. Bases 1 to 804 code for a protein of 267 amino acids. The record is from RefSeq and is a predicted model, not a curated record. The transcript has 2 exons.